Messenger RNA from Prunus armeniaca (apricot), 657 nucleotides. The record is from the annotation of a GenBank genome assembly. Lineage: Eukaryota; Viridiplantae; Streptophyta; Magnoliopsida; Rosales; Rosaceae.
AUGUUAGGAGAUGAAAAAAGUAGCUUGGAAUCUGAUUUUGCUCUGUUGGAGACCAUUCAUCAACAUCUUCUUGAUGAUAAUUAUUUCCAUGGCACUCACAUGGCAAGUCUUUUCCCAAAUAUCCCACCAGCAGUGGAGGAUUUGGGAAAACUUAGCAUAGUGGUUCCUGGUGAGUCUUCUGAGUCUUCCUCAUGGAGUCCACCCAACCAAAACGGCGUCGCUGAGCCAGCGCCCGCUACGUGGGCCGACACAACUGAGGUCAAAGAUAAUGUCCAGCCAAAGCUUGCGGGACGUGAAACCCACGCGCCUCCGGGAGGGAGGCAGAAUUACCGGGGAGUGCGGCAGAGGCCUUGGGGGAAAUACGCGGCAGAGAUUAGGGAUCCGGCUAAAAACGGCGCCAGGAUGUGGCUCGGGACCUACGAAACGGCUGAGGAUGCGGCUUUGGCUUAUGAUCGAGCCGCCUUUAAGAUACGCGGCUCGAAGGCUCUUCUGAAUUUUCCGCACCUCAUUGGCUCAGCUGAUGAUGCAUGCGACCGGGCCAGAGUGACUUCGACGCGCCGCUAUCGAGAGUGUUGUGAUUCAUUGGCAUCUUCGUCGGAUGGUGGCUCACCGAAACGUAGGAGGAGUAGUGGAGUUGGGUCGGUUGGCUCAAGCUGA